AUGUACUGGCCCUUGUGGUCCCCGGAUGACAUUCAGUACGACUUACAGCUUGGCAACCAGACUCGACAGGCCUUGGACGUUCGCGGAACACUAUGCAAGGUCCAGAUUACUGAUGAUAUGGGUGUGAUGGAUGCAAUCGACGAGUACACGAAGCCAUUGGAAGCCUUCCAGGAGAAUGCGGCACCGGUCGCAGCGUUGCCAGAAGUAGUGCCCGAUGAUGACGAUGACGCCGAGCUGGACGAUGCCGGAUUUUCCCCACUGACCGAUGGACUCGACGGAGGGUCGCCCGCACUCGGGGAUUCCGUAGAUGGUGGGUUAGACGCGGUGAGGGUAGUAGCCGCAGAUGGGCCGUCAGGGCUCGACACAGGCGAGCUCGCGGCGACGGUGCUGGAGCCGGGCACAGUCGUUACGGACAUGGACGUCACUACCUCAGUCGUGAGUACGACGCUGACGGACGACGUGGCUGAAGAAGAAGCUGUGCUCGACGACGCAGCCAACACACCGGAAGAGGCAGCAGCAGUGCUACUUGUUGCGGCGGUAGCGGAAGAGGCCGAUGAGGCCGAUGAGCCAAUGAUGGUGAAAUUCCCGCUGAUGUCGCCGGAGUCGCCGAACACUGGCAAGCGUCGAAUGAGUGAUAGGAAUGUGGAAGAAUUCGUGAUAUUGACCGAGGACGGAAUUGAAGAUGUGUUCCUGCAAGGUGCAAGUACAUAUGAGAUCUCAACGCGUCAGUCUUCGAGGGCAACGGCCGCACCAUGUCACCGUCUGCGUCUCGCCGACAUGCCAAAUGGUACCGGCGGCGGGACUAAUGAUAGGCGGGGCGACUACGUCGCGCUCCUUAUGGAGCACGAGCAGGGGUAUAGCAUGAGCAGAUGCAAUGAAGCAAGAUAA
Messenger RNA from Postia placenta MAD-698-R-SB12, 888 nucleotides. RefSeq lists its product as hypothetical. The transcript has 5 exons. NCBI's taxonomy places the organism in Eukaryota, Fungi, Basidiomycota, Agaricomycetes, Polyporales, Adustoporiaceae. The record is from RefSeq and is a predicted model, not a curated record. The coding region runs from base 1 to 888 and encodes 295 amino acids.